This is a messenger RNA of Cherax quadricarinatus, 3169 nucleotides long. NCBI's taxonomy places the organism in Eukaryota, Metazoa, Arthropoda, Malacostraca, Decapoda, Parastacidae. The record is from RefSeq and is a predicted model, not a curated record.
AAGCAGACCUUUGCAGAAGCAGCAAGAGAAAGGGUCAAGUGUGCCUAGUGUGGGACGUCAGCGGUGAGGCUCGCCGUCUGGUUGGCUGAAGUGUGAGGAGGCGGGGUCUACCUAAACCCCCUUUGCGCUCGCUCACUUAAAUUCAGUUGCAGUCGAGCAGUUAGUGAGGACGGUUGUUGUAGCUGAGCUCUUCCACACCUCGUGUGGCUUGCCCCUCUCGCUACUUGUCAUAGGAUAAUUUUAGUGUUGUUCUUAGUGUAUUCUCCUAAGGGGCAAGUGUGACACUAUUCCAAAACACCCACAGCAGCCAAGUGUAGCGACACAACAGCCAAGAUGACGGAUUUAGGCGUGAGCGAAGUAACAGAAUGGUAUAGAAACAAGACAGUUUUCAUCACUGGUGGAACAGGCUUUAUGGGGAAGGUGCUUGUAGAGAAACUGCUUCGUGCAUGCCCCGUCAGAAGGAUCUACCUACUCAUGAGACCCAAGAGAGGCGUAGACGUCAACCAGCGCCUCGACGACAUGUUUAAUUUCAAGGCGCCGCCCGACUCGUCUCUCUCCUCGGUGGCCGGGUUCAACACCAAUAAUACCCUGCUCUUUGACAAGAUAAAGGAAUCACAACCAGAAGUCAUACAGAAGGUAUUCGCAGUGAAAGGGGACAUUACCAUGGAGGGACUAGGCCUCAGUGAUGAAGAUGAGGCUAGGUUAGCCAAUGAAGUACAUAUUGUGUUCCAUGCGGCAGCCACUAUCAAUUUCACAGAACCAAUGCGUGUUGCAGUCAACAUGAAUAUGCUGGGGACCAAACGUGUUGUGAGCCUGGCACAAAAGAUGACCAACCUUCAGUCUCUGGUACAUGUUUCAACUGCAUACAGCAACUGUCACUUACCUGAAGUAUACGAGGAGCUGUAUCCUGCUCCCAUAGAUCCUGCCCGUCUUAUUCAGCUGACAGAGUGGCUCGAUGACAAGUUGUUAGAAUCUCUGACUCCUCACUUACUUGCUCCACGUCCGAACACCUACACCUAUACCAAAGCCUUGGCUGAGCAUCUCCUGGUUAAUGAUGGUGGAAGACUACCCAUUUCCAUUAUUAGGCCAUCUAUUGUGUGUGGUUCUUGGCGUGAACCUGUCCCAGGAUGGGUGGACAACCUCUUUGCCUUUACUGGUUUGUUAGUAGGGAUGGGCAAGGGAGUUCUACGCUCCCUUUAUAUCAAACCAGGAAUAACCUUAGACUUUAUACCAGUUGAUGUACCCAUCAACCUGAUGAUUGUAUCGGCAUGGAACACAGCUGCUGGAAAAUACAAACCAAACCCUGUGCCAAUCUUCUGCUGUUCAACUGGGUCACAAAAGCCUCUGACGAGUGAUAUGCUAGCAGUACACUUGCAGAGGUCGGUGCGCUCCUUUCCCUUCAAUUCGCCAUUGUGGUAUCCUGAUGGUUCACCAAAGACUACCAAGUUGAUGCAUCAGAUCCAUGUGUAUCUAGUGAACAUUAUCCCAGCACACAUUGCUGACACCAUACUGAAGAUUCUGGGCAAAAAGCCAAUUGCAUUGAAGCUGUGUAACAAGAUGGUAAAGGCAGUGAAUGCUCUGGAGUACUUCAUGCUUCGAGACUGGAUCUUCCAUAACACUCACACACAGUGCCUGUGGGACACUCUCUCACCUACUGACAAAGAAAUUUACCAUUUUGAUAUUGAUGAACUUGAUUGGGAUGAAUAUAUAGAGACCUAUCAAAAAGGCUGCAAGCAGUAUAUUAUGAAGGAGAAUCUUAAAGAUAUACCACAGGCCAGAAAAACUUUGCAUAUCUUGCACAUCUUCCACCGCCUAGUACAGUUAGCGAUGAUGUAUGGUGUGUGGUGCAUGCUAUCUUCUGACUCUGCCACCAGCUGUUACACACACUUUUUCAAUGGGGCUUCAAAGCUACUUUCGCUCUCGCCAAUGUUGGCAGCAGCGACAGAAGAUGUUGAUAUUUCAUAGAUUCUAAUGUAAGCCACAACCAGUUAGUCGGUUAUCUAGGACACAUCCAUAGAUCUGGCCAGUGAGUGAAGUAGUUACAUCUGUUUCCUAGGUUUGCAAUUUAGACUGGCCAUAGUAAUGAGAGGUGUGUAGAGUGAUUAAAGGUGUGUUCCUGCAAGUAAGCUUCAGCGGAUAACUUGUACAGCUACUCUUGUACUUAAGGAAUACUCCCUAAAGGUUUGCUUAACGAACAAGAUAGUUACACCAAAUUCCUAGGAAUGGAGUUGUGGCCGAGGUGACGUCGUCCAAGCGGUAGCUCGCUCAGACACCACACUGACAUAUGCAUCUACCUCGUGAGCUCUGAUCGAGGCACUGAGGAAGGCCUCGCCUUUGUGCCCCAACUAACUGGGCAUUUUGCUUGCUAGUGGGUUCUCCUUAGCAACUGAAUAGAUUGUACCUUAUGCUUGUCCUGUAGAAUACAGCUAUUCAGGGAAAGUACUUCUACACAUAGAAGACUGUUCUGUCCAUUUUAUCAAUGCUGCACUAUAUUAACAAGCAUUUGGAAAAUUGUUGCUAAUAUGUAAGGCAGGUCUUUCAUUAAAGUAACCCAUGUAGAGUGGCUACUUGGAGGCCACACUUAUGCAACAUCUUGUAAACAAAUGCUCAAAUUACCAGUUCUGGUAUGUUAGGUAUUAGUGAUACAAGUAAUACCUCGUUUUGUAUAUAAUUUAUGUACGUAAUAGUGUAUUUUGACCCCAAAAAUGGAAAUCAUAUCAGUAUUUUAUAAUAUUAUACUGUGGAUGUUUUUAAUUACAGCAUUAAGUUCAGCCAUGUUACAUGUCAGUAAUAAUAACAAUAAUUAAUAAUAAUAAUAUAGAAAGAACUAACAAUAAUAAUGAACAUAAUAUGGCAGUAACUGUUUGACUGUAAGAUAAAUGUUUCUGUAUAAUGUUAGCUUAAGACACUUUUACUCUUCAUGACAAUUUUUUUUUUUGUUUUUUGUUAUCUCCGACUUGGCUCGUUAACAAGACAAAUCAAUAAACCUAAUGUAUAUAGCAGUUAUGUGCAGUGUACCAAAUUUGUAUAAAGUACCUGUACUUAGGUUGUUUAUCUGAUUGGAUUUGGUAAUGGGCUGAGCCAUUUAUGUGUAGGAGUAGUUGAUAGUUCUUGACUGUCAUGAACCUCACACUGUAUGGUAAUGAAAUUUGAAUAAAUCUGAAUCUUA